CGGCCAAUAUGAAACCAGGUUGAACAAAAUGGAGAAAACUAUUGACCUCAUUCUCUGCUAAGGUGAUUGUGGGCAAAUAAAAGCAAAAGGAAAGCCAUAAAGAGAAGAAAUCAGAGUUAAACACAUCUGCCAUGAGCUCUCUGAAUUCCACCCUCUAUCUAAAUGGAACGUUUGUGCAUCCUCCAUUUUUUUUCAUCAGUGGAUUGAAUAACAUGCCCCAUGCCAAAUACUACUAUGUUUUCCUGUGCUUUGUUUUUGUGGUCUCUCUGUUGGGGAACUCCUUUGUCAUGUUCAUCAUAUACACAGAGUGCAGUUUUCACAACCCAAAGUAUUUGGCCAUUUUUAAUUUGGUUGUAGCAGAUUUGGGUGAAAGCACUGCUCUGAUUCCAAAUUUUAUUGCAAUGUUUCUUUUCAAUUCCCAAUACAUCUCCUUUGACGCUUGCUUGGCCAACAUGUUUUUUGUGUUUUUCUUUUCCUGUUUGCAGUCUCUCACACUUACCGUUCUGGCCUAUGAUAGAUUUGUGGCAAUAUGCUUGCCACUGAGAUACCAUGCCAUCAUCACAAUGCAAGCAAUGGUUGUGAUGUUAACAGUGGUGUGGGCAUUUGAUUCUUUUGUACUGAUUUUAACGGUGAGUUUGGUUACCAGGUUGUCCUUUUGUAAAUCCAUUGUGGUAAAAAGCUACUUCUGUGAUCAUGGACCCAUAUACAGUUUGGCAUGUAAUGGCAAUUAUAUCAAUCAGAUGAUGGCAAUUAUUAACAUGAUAUUAUUGCUUUAUGUACCCUUUAUUUUGACUGUACUGUCUUAUGUGUUUAUUUUUGGUGCACUGUUUAAAAUAGCUACGUGGGAAGGACGAAUUAAAGCCCUUAAGACUUGUUCUGCACACCUAAUGCUAGUCGCUAUAUAUUACUUUCCAAUCAUGGGUGUCUACGUUGCUGCACUAACUUUAAACCUUCCACCUAAUGUCAGGAUAAUGAGUACAUCAUUUGCAAAGGCCAUAACCCCCAUGAUGAACCCAAUAAUUUAUGUGCUGAACACCGAAGAGUUUAAGGAAUUCUUAAAAAAAACUUUUCAAAGGAAAAAUAAACAAACACAAUGAGAAGAAAUAUUAAAAUAAAGCUGCAAUCUGUGAGAGCAGAGGUAGAGACAUGGGUUAUGAAUUCCUUAACAUCUGUUGAACACAUAAAAAUCAUCAGAUUUUAGUCUGCUAAAUCUAGGUUCAUUCUGUGGAACAUGUUUCAAAUUUAUUAAAUUAUUUAUUUCCUAAGCUUAAUGUCGAAA
Molecule: messenger RNA, 1279 nt
Organism: Anguilla anguilla (European eel)
Lineage: Eukaryota; Metazoa; Chordata; Actinopteri; Anguilliformes; Anguillidae
Product: olfactory receptor 52E8-like
Exons: 2
Coding region: 132-1097 (321 amino acids)
Biological process (GO): G protein-coupled receptor signaling pathway
Cellular component (GO): membrane
Molecular function (GO): olfactory receptor activity; G protein-coupled receptor activity
Source: RefSeq, a predicted model, not a curated record